This is a messenger RNA of Cucurbita moschata (crookneck pumpkin), 863 nucleotides long. RefSeq names its product thionin-like protein 2. Bases 27 to 389 code for a protein of 120 amino acids. The transcript is spliced from 2 exons. NCBI's taxonomy places the organism in Eukaryota, Viridiplantae, Streptophyta, Magnoliopsida, Cucurbitales, Cucurbitaceae. The record is from RefSeq and is a predicted model, not a curated record.
CCAAAACCAAGGCAUCAUCAUUAUCAAUGGAGAGCUGCAAGGCAAAACUGGGUUUAAUGGCGUGGCUGGUGCUGAGCUCAUUAACGACGGCGAAUUCCACCUCUUUUCAAGAAUGCUACGCCACCUGCUUCGUCAUAUGCGCCAUCACGCCCGGCGUCGCCUUCUCCGACUGCCCAUUGAGAUGCCUCCAAGCCUGCAUUAUCCCAUCUUUUCCUAUCCACAACGCCGCCGCCGACGACGACGUCCACCGGCAACAAAAGAACCAGUUCUUCUGCGAGCUCGGCUGCGCCGCCUCCUCGUGUACCAAGUUCAGCACCCACCAAAACCCAGCUGAAAAGAAAGUGGGAAGCUGUGUGGAUUCGUGCUCUCGGACAUGCUCCAUGGAUUGAUCUUAGCCGUUCAACUACUCGACCGUAAUUUAAUAAAUUUUCGAGAUGCCAACGGUUAGAAAUCACGACUCUCUACAAUAAUAUGAUAUUGUCUACUUUGAAAGUUCCAAUAACUUUACUCAUGAAGAUGUAUUUUUUACUUAUAAAUUCAUCGUCAUCUUCUAAAUUAGCCAAUAUGAGACAACAAUCUUAACACCAAUUUCAUCCGAAUUGGGCGCGCCUCUUAAGUGGCCCCAAUUAUUGACUGGGGUUUCGAUAGCAGUUGGACGGAUCUAGGGACUAGGUGCCUUCUCAGAUCUCGCGGGUCUUGCCUAUAGGUCGUGCUAUUAUUAAAUAAAGUGUUAAUGUGAUUGAGAGGGUCACGGGAUGGCAUUAUUAUUAUUAUUAUUUGAUUGAACAUAAUUUUGGGUAUAUAUGGCCCGUGAACUUUGUUUGGCAUUAUUAUUAUUAUUAUUUGAGGACACCCAUUUUCAA